AUGUACUUUACUUCUUCCUAUGAGGGACGGAGCCCGGGUAUAGAGCUCAUACAUGAGAUACAUCACAUUAUUCUACUCUCUAUUAAAAAAGGGUCUAUUUUAUCAGACAAACGCCACCAUGAAGGAAUUGAAAUUUUGGUUUUAUUUUUGCAGCAAAAUAUGGUGGUCAAGGUAACCACGAAUGGCCAGAAGUCCCGAUCCAAGGCCUUGGUAACUGCAGUCGGCCUCUCAGGGGUGGAGUCUGCUUCGUUGAAAGGCGAUGACUACAGCCAGAUAGAGGUAACAGGGGAUGGGGUGGAUCCAGUUCUGCUAACACGUCGGCUAAGAAAGAGAGUGGGACAUGCAGAGCUGGUGAGCGUGAGUGCCGCAGGUGGUGAAAAGAAGGAGGAGAAAGCGGUGGAAGAGCCACCGGCCACGCCGCAGUAUGUCUGGCAGCCGUAUGUCCCGCCGCCGUAUGUCUGUACGCCAUAUAAUCAACUUUAUGAAGUGCACGAUAUGCCACCAAAUGACCCCUGCUGCUGCAUCAUGUAAUUUAGAGACAGAAUUUCACAGGGGAUAAUAAAAGCCACUGAUGCCAUGACUGAAGAAUUUAAAUUGUCUGCAGCUCAUUAUCAUGUCAAAAAAAGUGUUUCAUUUAUAUCCUGGGGAUGUAUAAAAGUUAGACAGGCAAUAGUUUAUCAUGCAUGGUGGGAAAACAAGGGGUGGGAGAGGGCUGUGGUGGGCUGGGUUUUGUGAUAGUGAAAAUCCAAUAAAGGUGUUGGUUGAUGUGUCCUAUUUUGAAUAAUUACAUAUUGUUAAUUCUGGAGUGAAAUUUCAGGUUCUCAUCUCUGUUUCAUUCUGUGUUUUCUCAUUCUGUUACAUAUUAUUAUCUUAUAUACUGGUAUUUGAGUUCUUAAACUCCACAAUUAUCUGAAGUUAAUGAUAUCCUUAUUUCUAAUUCAUGAACAAAUAUGUCAAUUAUCAAAUCCAUUUGCAAAGUUUAAGAAUUUUAAUAA
Molecule: messenger RNA, 995 nt
Organism: Durio zibethinus
Lineage: Eukaryota; Viridiplantae; Streptophyta; Magnoliopsida; Malvales; Malvaceae
Product: heavy metal-associated isoprenylated plant protein 16-like
Source: RefSeq, a predicted model, not a curated record